Coccomyxa subellipsoidea C-169 is the source of this 1360-nucleotide messenger RNA. Its product is annotated as light-harvesting chlorophyll-a/b protein of photosystem I. NCBI's taxonomy places the organism in Eukaryota, Viridiplantae, Chlorophyta, Trebouxiophyceae, Coccomyxaceae. Bases 45 to 863 code for a protein of 272 amino acids. The record is from RefSeq and is a predicted model, not a curated record. The transcript is spliced from 8 exons. Gene Ontology annotation, biological process: photosynthesis, light harvesting in photosystem I; response to light stimulus. Gene Ontology annotation, cellular component: membrane.
GACAUCGACUGAUUACGGUGAGCAGCAGCUCAAGGUGACGCAAAAUGGCAGCUCUGCUCGCGUGCAAUGGUCUCUCCAGGCCCAUCCUGGGCUCCCCUCUCGCAGCACGCCAGGUGUCGAGAGCAAGGCCCGUGCGCCAGACUGUUGUGCGCGCAGAGCGUGCCUUGUGGCUGCCAGGAGGUGAUGCCCCAGCACACCUGGAUGGCUCCCUGCCCGGUGACUUCGGGUUUGACCCUCUCGGUCUCGGAGCCGACCCCGAGCGUCUGGCUUGGUUUGCAGAGUCAGAAAGAGUGCAUGCGCGUUGGGCCAUGCUUGCGGUUGCGGGAAUUGCCGUGCAGGAGGUUGUGCGGCCGGACGUGUUCUGGUAUGAGGCAGCCCUGAAGAGCCCCAUGCCGUUCGGCAACAGCCCAGCUGCCAUCCUGGGGCUGGUGGCCUUUGAGCUGUUUGCGAUGCACUUCGUGGAGGUGAGGCGAGCGUACGACUUCAAGAACCCCGGCAGCCAGGACCAGGACCCCAUCUUCUCCAACAACAAGCUGCCCAAGCACGAGGUCGGCUACCCAGGCGGCAUCUUCGCCCCCGUCAUCCCAGGUGACUUGGCAGAGCUGAAGCUGAAGGAGAUCAAGAAUGGCCGCCUCGCCAUGCUCGCCUUCGCUGGCUUCGUCAUGCAGGCACAGGUGACCGGCAAGGGACCCCUUGCUUCUUUGGGCGAUCACUUGUCAAACCCCAUUGGCACCACCAUCUUCUCGAAGGCUGUGGUCAUCCCCGGCCAGGCCAUCGUGCCCCCCUGCAUGAUCCCCUCCUCUGUGGAGUACCACGGCAUCACCAUCCCCACCCCCUGCUUCCUCUCCGGCCUCUGGCCCUGAAAGCGGACAUACAUGCAGCAGCCACUUUGGCACCCCAUAGCGGGCAGGCAAAGCAGAGUGACUGCGAGGAUGGACAGGCAGCCGCUUGGCACCUUUAAUGGCGGUCACUCUCGCGCACAGAGCAAAUUGCUUGUGUGGCUCCCAGAGGGGCAGCAAUGUUCAGCUAGAGCCGGCUGGGUGCACCUCAGCUGCUAGCGGCCCGGCCGCUACUGUUCUGAAUAAACAUUCAUGCGCAGUGUCUGGUCGAUUGGGACCAGGCCGGCUGACCCUGGCUGCGAUUGGCCUGUUGUCUGACGUCAAAUGUUGAUGUCAAGAUCAAUCCAUCAGAACAUUGGGAGGACAAGCAAUAUGAGAAGAAGUCCUUAAGAUGCAACACACUCAUAAUCCCCUGGGACACCGUUGGGGAAAAGCUUCAGUACAUACAUGCCGAUACUGCCAAAAAAAUAUCAAGGAAAUAAUCUUGAGCUUACAACUUGUAACGGUCAAUGGCCAACAGC